Molecule: messenger RNA, 2626 nt
Organism: Pelobates fuscus (common spadefoot toad)
Lineage: Eukaryota; Metazoa; Chordata; Amphibia; Anura; Pelobatidae
Gene: SQSTM1
Product: sequestosome 1
Exons: 8
Coding region: 141-1493 (450 amino acids)
Biological process (GO): aggrephagy; mitophagy; endosome organization
Cellular component (GO): amphisome; aggresome
Molecular function (GO): protein kinase C binding; K63-linked polyubiquitin modification-dependent protein binding; zinc ion binding
Source: RefSeq, a predicted model, not a curated record
UAUACAGUGGGAGCCACUGAGUUUAGUCAAACAGCAGAUACAUUGUGUCAGCGUCGUUCUGCGUUCGGUGAACAGAGUCUUAGCUGCGACAUUCUAUCAGGAAGUGACCUGUUGUUAUUGUCAGUCUGCUGGGAGCAGCCAUGUCGAUCACAGUGAAGGCAUAUCUACUGGGAAAAGAUGAAAGUCACAAGGAGAUCCGUCGCUUUACCACAGAACUGCCAGUGGGCAAUGCCAGCUCUGGCUGUGAGCGGCUCUCUAGGAAGGUGACAGACGUUUUUCAAGGGCUGAGAGGGGGGACCUUCCAGAUGUUCUACAGAGAUGAAGAGGGAGAUUUGGUUGCUUUCUCUACUGACGAGGAGUUAAAUAUGGCUUUUGCUGCUUUGAAUGAAGAGGUCUUCCGUCUCUAUAUUAAAGAGAGAAGAGAUUGCAAGCGCGAUCAUCGUUCACACUGUGGGCAGGAAAACACUCCGAAUCUCAUUCACCCAAAUGUUACAUGUGAUGGCUGCAAUGGUCCUGUGGUUGGGAACAGAUACAAGUGCCUGAUUUGCCCAGAUUAUGACCUGUGCAGCACCUGUGAAGGAAAAGGAGUUCAUAAAGAGCAUAACAUGAUAAUGUUUGCCACACCCUUGCAGAAUUUUCCUCGUGGUCGCUGGUUCCACAAAAAACACCAUGGAGUCCCAUAUCCAUGGAUGGCUGGCUGGGGAUUCCCUGCAAGAGGCUUUACAUGUCCCAACUUUCAGCAGGAGCAGGAGAGUGCUCCUCCUUCCCAAAGUCCACCUGCUUCGGAAAAUGUUCAAGCUGGUCCUUCUAGUGCCUCGCAGCCAUCCCAAGAUCCUAAUGUCACCUUCUUGAAGAAUGUUGGAGAGAGUGUUGCAGCCAUGUUGAGUCCUUUGGGUAUUGAUGUGGACAUUGAUGUGGAACAUGGUGGAAAACGAAGCAAAGUCUCAACUCCACAGCCGGGUUCGGAAAAAGAUAAAGACUCGCAGCCCAACAGCACAUGCUCUUCUCAGGACCCCCAGGCCAAAGACAACAGUCAUGACUCUGAACUCAUGGAGACUGACAGCAUUGCUAAGCGCAUGAAAGACAUAGCUUUAAAUCCUCCCUUCGAAAAUAACCACGAACAUGGCGAGGGCAGCGGCAGUAGCAGUGCUUCAGGGGUUGAUGAUGAUUGGACCCAUGUUUCUCCCAAAGAAGUAGACCCAUCUACUGGCGAACCUCAGUCUCUUCUUGACGCAGAUAUACCUUCCUGCCUAGAUCCAUUUCAGCCCACAUCCCAAUCCAUAAAUGUACCUACAGGGCUGAGAGAAGCUGCUAUCUAUCCACAUUUACCAGCAGAGGCAGAUCCUCGUCUUAUAGAAACACUGUCACAGAUGCUGUCAAUGGGCUUCACAGACGAGGGUGGAUGGCUUACAAGACUCCUGGAGGCAAAGCAGUAUGACAUAGACGCUGCCCUGGAGACCAUGCAGUCUGUGCGAAAUAUCGCUCGUCCCUAACAUCAGCAUGAAAUACAGUAUAAACUUGCACUCUUAAGAUUUAUCUUACCACAAAACUUAUACCCUGCUUAUUAUAGCAACAAUAAAAUGUCAUCAUCUUCACUGGUUUUAAUUACUCUUUUUCAUAAUUCUCUUUUUAAAAGCUUGAGUUCUACUUGGAAGUUGGUCAAGGGCAAUUUCCUUUUAUAUUUUUUCAGACGAUUCACAGUAUAGGUGAAACUAUCUCAAAAACAUAUUAUUAUUUUGCUUAGACCAAACAUGGCUUUCAUUCCCUGGAGAAAGAAUAGAACAUAAUGCAGUAAACUUAAAUUUAACUGUUGGGGGGUAUUCAUUAAAGUGAGAUUUGUUGGGAAUUCAAAGUGAAUUUAAAAUUUUAGACCAAAAUCGUCAAGCUGGAAGCAUAGCUAACUUGAAUAUUUUUUCCAAUUCAGCUAUUUGGUAUUAAUUGGGGAUUUCUAUCAAUUCUCACUUUAGUGAAUAUCUGAGAAAACAAAUUGGUACUAUGUCUUCUAAUUUGGUUUAUAUGUAAGAUUAUGUAACAUACAAUUAAUUUUCCCCUGCAUAGGCAUAAUCAUACCAUUAAACUUCCUUUAUUAUCAAUAAAAGAGAUAAAAAAAACCAAACAAAAGUACAUAGUUUGUCAGUCAUGCCUAUCAUUCUCAUAAUCAGUGAAUCAAUUGGCAUUGUUCUGUAAUCACCCCUUAUCUAUCAAGUAAACUAUUCAGUAAUCAAAAGGAUAAUUGCAUCUGACAUAAAUGUUAUCACCUAAUAAGUUAGUGCCUUCUAGAAUCACUGGUCUACAUGUGAGUGAUAAUAGACAAGUAAAAAUCAUACUUUUCAUAAUUAUAAGUGGUGGUGGCCUUGUAUUUCACUGUAUGACCUGGUAAAUCUGUAGUAUGUGUUCAGUUAGUGCAUUUUUUUUAGACCCAUACAGAUAGAUACUGUAUACUUAUUAAGACACGGAACCUAAGUGGAUCAGAUGUAUUAUCCCAGACCCUUGCCAUAUUCCAGGUAUAGACCGAGUUUGUAUGUUAACAUUUUUUAACUGAUGACUAUAUGAGGAAUUGAGUUCUUUACUAUGUAAUAACUGAUACCUUUUAAAACUUAUGCAAUUAAAACCUGCUUGUGAAGUA